Molecule: messenger RNA, 846 nt
Organism: Metarhizium brunneum ARSEF 3297
Lineage: Eukaryota; Fungi; Ascomycota; Sordariomycetes; Hypocreales; Clavicipitaceae
Molecular function (GO): oxidoreductase activity
Source: RefSeq, a predicted model, not a curated record
AUGGCACCACUCACACUCCAAGACCGCGCACCCCUCACCAACACCACCAGCUCCAUCCCGAAGCUCGGUUUCGGCGUCUACCAGCUUUACGGACAAUCCUGCCAAAAAGCCGUCCUGGAUGCCCUACAGGCCGGCUACCGCCACAUUGACUCGGCGCAACUGUACCGAAACGAAGCCGACGUCGGGGCCGCCGUCCAGCAGUCGCCCAUCCAGCGGGAAGACAUCUUCAUAACCACCAAGAUUCGCCAAUCGGCGGGCUCCCCCGACAAGUCGUACAAGAGCUGCGUGGAAAGCAUCGAGAAAGUAGGCGGCAAGGACGGGUACGUCGACCUGCUGCUGAUUCACAUCCCCGGCACCGGGCGAGAGUCGCGCGAGGAGCUAUGGGGCGUGCUGGAAAGGCUGCACGCCGAGGGGCGAGCCAGGGCCAUCGGCGUGAGUAAUUACCGGCCACAGCAUAUCGAGGAGAUGAAGGAGUACGCAAAGGUCUGGCCGCCGCACGUGAACCAAGUCGAGCUUCACCCGUGGUGCCAGCAGCGGGAAAUCGUUCAAUACUGCGAGGACAAGAGUAUCGUCCUGGCGGCGUACAGUCCGCUCUCCUGUGGCGACCACCUGAACGAUCCGACUUUGGGCGCCAUAGCAGACAAGUACGACAAGUCACCGGCGCAAAUAUUGAUUCGGUUCGCGCUCCAGAAGAAUUGGGUUCCGCUCCCCAAGAGUGGCAAUCCCGACAGAAUCAAGCAAAACGCAAAUGUGUUUGAUUUUGCACUGGAUGAAGGGGAUAUGAAGACGUUGGAUGGACUUGACCGGGGUAAGGCGGGGGCUUUGUUCCCGGCUAAUGUGAAAUAA